CUCCACAGAUCCUGCCAGACCUGCUGAGCUUUUCCAGCAAUUUCUGUUUUUGUAUCACCGAGAGUCAGUUUGAAUGUGGAAAGCUCGUGUCCUUCAUCUAAAACCGGGGUAUCUGUGGAGAGAAUCUCAAAAAGAUUAGAUCCAGAAGACCAUGCCACAAAGACUCACCAAAUUAAAAAUAAUUUAUCGAAGUUAAUUAUCAGAGUUGAAGCAGACAACAGUCUAAAACCUCAGUCUCAUAUCUGAGGCAGGCUGAAGAUAUGGGCUUGCUGACUGUAAGCAGGAACACAAUUUCAAUAUCAGAGAAUUAUGCUGACACAGCUGGGACGGACACGUAUAAAAACAAGCUGAAAGCAAUUGGAGUUCCUCUUCCUCAUUAAACCCCAGCCAACUCGGGUGGAGCGUGCUCCUCUGUCAGUGACCAGUAGCGGACGGAGUCUUGCUGAUCGCUGUGGCACGAUGGCUCCUACCCUGGCGACAGCUCACCAUCGGCGCUGGUGGAUGGCAUGUACAGCCGUGCUGGAAAACCUGCUGUUCUCUGCCGUGCUCCUGGGCUGGGGCUCGCUGCUCCUCAUGUUAAAGUCCGAGGGUUUCUACUCAUACCUCUGUGAGGAACCAGCAAACGUCACCAACAACAGCUCGACGGGAAACAACAGCAGUGACCUGGAACUCCCGCUGAGGAUGAACGGCUGGCUCAUCUGCAAGGACCAAGAUGAGAUGUUGAAUUUGGCGUUUACUGUCGGGUCCUUCCUGCUCAGUGCCAUCUCACUGCCCCUUGGUAUUGCCAUGGACAAGUAUGGACCACGGAAACUCCGUCUGAUUGGCAGCACCAGCUUUGCCUUGUCCUGUUUGUUGAUUGCCUACGGAGCCAGUAAUCCUGACGAUCUUUCCGUGCUGAUUUUCAUCGCACUGGCCCUGAAUGGAUUCGGGGGGAUGUGUAUGACCUUCACUUCUCUCACGUUGCCGAACAUGUUUGGGGAUCUGCGAUCGACUUUUAUCGCUCUCAUGAUUGGCUCAUACGCUUCAUCCGCUGUGACAUUCCCGGGAAUCAAGGUGAGGGAGGGAAUGGGGCUGAGAUGGAGGCAGCAACAGGAUCUGGGACAGGGAGACAGCAGCAAGCUCCAGGGUUGGGCAAUUGAGCAACUACCCAUCCCAGGGCCCUCCCUCUCUCUCCUCUCGGUGAAGAUUAAGUUCAGCUGGCUGGGUUUCGAUCACAAGAUCACAGGGAAGCAAUUCUAUAAGCAGGUGACCACAGUAGGCCGGAGGCUGAGUGUGGGCAACUCCAUGAAGCCUCAGGAGAAGCUGGCCACUCAGGACGGUAACAAGCUGUGUCUGUCCACCGUCGACCUGGAGGUCAAAUGUCAGACUCCAGACCAAGGGUCUGGGUCCUUCAUGCAGAGUAUCUUCAGCCCAGUCUAUAUCCUCAGCCUGGUCACUAUGUGUGUCACACAACUCCGGCUCAUCUUUUACAUGGGAGCCAUGAACAACAUCCUGGAGGAUCUGGUCGAGGGAGACCUUGUCACAGUUAUGGAAACGGUCAGUCUGUACUCGUCCAUCUUCGGGGUGCUGCAGCUGCUGUGUUUGAUGACAGCUCCUGUGAUUGGUUACAUUAUGGACUGGAAACUGAAGGACUGCGAUGAUGGGAUGUCAGACACAGAGGAGAAGGAGCUGGCUGCUGGGAGGAACUGUUGCCAUGUCUAUGAUGGUAAUUGUCUUGGUGAUGGGAUGUGUUUUGUUGAUGAUGUUGCUGAUGGUCUAUGUUCCUGUUCCCAGGUGAAUAUCGGUUUGUUGGGGGUCAGUAUGCUGGGUUUCUGUCUCCCGGCCUACCUGCUCUAUUACAGACAGCAACUCCGUAAACAAAAGCUGCAGAAGGCUGAGGAUGCCAAGCUCUUCAUGAAAAUCAACGGCAGCUCCAAGCAUGAGGCCUUUGUGUAGGCCGUGGUAAUCCUUCACCACAGUGAGACAGGACUCUCGAGGCCCAGGAUCACUCACCCUCUAUCGACAGGCUCCACUGUUUCCUGAUGGUGCUCAAAGGGGAAGCAGACACCUUAAUUUCAUCAAAUUAAUUGCUGUUAUUUAUGGGAAAGGGAAUAUGUAUAGAGCUGUCCUCUCAGAAACCUGCUGGCCGAGGUUACAGCUCUUUUAGUGAGUUUUGUUUUCUUUCUCUUGAUUGUCUUCAUUGGAGCAGGUGGUGCCCUGGAUUGUCCACUCAGAGCUCACCCAGACACUCCACCUCCUCACUCUCACUCUCCCCCACUCCCUCUCACCCCCCACACUCUCUCUCUCUCUCUCUCUCUCUCUCUCUGUCUCUCUCCCUUUCUCUCUCUAGCUCUCUUCCCCCUCUCCUCCACUUUCUCUCUGACUCUCUCUGUGCUAUCCAUGGAGCACAGAUAUCCAGUGUGUGAGUGACCCCUCAGUCCUGGCUGCAGAGCCCAGGACAUAUUAGCCCCUCCUCACCCCCAGGACAUCCAGCCCCAGGGGCUGCAGGAGGGGGCAAAGGGGGCAAAUUCAGAACUGUGGAGACGUAGCCUCAUGUUAGCGGGUAACAGAGACAGAACUACCUGGCAGCUCCUCCCUCUCAGGGCUAGGACAGGUAUCCCCAUCCCUCUGACCCAGCGCUUGGUUCACACGCAGCACAGCAAGAGCAUUGACAUUGGGGGGAGGGGGUGGGGGCAAGGUAAUGAGCAUGUUUUAAAGGGGAAGGGACCUGGACGAUUCUGGGAUUGGGUCUGAAGGUAUGAUAGGUGAGGACCCUGACCCUGAGCUGCCGCAGUGAAUGGGAAGCUGACUGACUGACUCCAGCCCACUCGGUAAGGGGGGAGGGUGAGGGGAAUGAUCAGACUGUGUUCCCUCAACCCUGUUACCAGAGGGAACAGGAAUACACCUGGCUCGCCACUGCUCUCUGCUGGUGCAUUAUGUAACUACAGCCAAUUGCGACUGGGAGCUGCAGAGAGUCACAGGGUGAGCUCAGCUCGGUCGAAUAUUGAGGGAAUCUGUUGGCCAGUGGGUUUCUGAGUUCAUGUCCCAGUCCCAUCCCCUCCGUCAGCUCCCGCCCUCCUCCCCUGAAGCUGCUGACUCUCUCCAGGAGGGUAGGGGGCAGUAACUGUCCUGGUUACUCCUAGCCAGCCUCCUGGUUGUUAGAGUAUUGUCAGGCUGCUCGACUGUGAGAGGAAUCACAGUCACAUUGGAUGCUGUGCUGGCCAGUGGGCAGUAAUGUUGAUUAACCCCACCCCACCGACCCCAACUUGUUGGGUAAGGUCUGAGUUGCAAUGGAAAUGUUUCUGAAAACAAACAGUGCUCCCGUGUCGGUAUUAGAAUAAGGCUCCCCCCCCCCAACCUGUGUUAAAGGCACUACCCUCUAACCCAGGGGCAAUGUUGCUGUAUUAACAUGAAAGUGUUCCGAUUUUCAAAGAUAGCUUUACCACAACCAUAAAGGACCAGGUUACAGUAUUGGAGAUUGCUUCCUGUCCAGUAUUCCAGGGA
Molecule: messenger RNA, 3483 nt
Organism: Chiloscyllium plagiosum (whitespotted bambooshark)
Lineage: Eukaryota; Metazoa; Chordata; Chondrichthyes; Orectolobiformes; Hemiscylliidae
Source: RefSeq, a predicted model, not a curated record